Erythranthe guttata (spotted monkey flower) is the source of this 3020-nucleotide messenger RNA. RefSeq names its product structural maintenance of chromosomes flexible hinge domain protein. The record is from RefSeq and is a predicted model, not a curated record. Lineage: Eukaryota; Viridiplantae; Streptophyta; Magnoliopsida; Lamiales; Phrymaceae.
GUGUCUCUGUGUGUGUAUAGACUUGUAGGCAUGCUGCUGUUAUUAUUAUCUUUAAAAGUCAGGAAAAUAACGGCAUAUUCCUCUCUCUAACCUCUCUCUCUCUCUCUCUCUCUAUCUUUCCUCUCUCUCUCGGUCUCUCUCUCUAACACACUUUUUAGUUAUUUUUUAGGGAGAAAUCCUCUAAACAACUCAAUUGUUCACAACACUUGAAAUUCUUCCCCCAAAAAAAACCCAAAAUCAAUUAUUUUCUCAUAUGCAUUAAUCUGAUUUGAGAAAACCCAUGUAGUAUUCCUAGAUUAUUACCUAGAAAACACAAUUUCUUUAAAAUCCGCUCAAAAAAAAAAAAAAAAAAAAGAGGAAUCUUUGUUGGAAAAUCCGUCCAAUUUUGCUGGGUCUUUCUUUCUCUCUCGUCUGGUUCUUAAACGAACGGUAAGAUGGUGGUGAAGAUAAUGAGGUGGAGGCCAUGGCCGCCUCUUAUUUCAAGGAAACAUGCGGUGAAACUCACGGUGAAGAGGCUUGAGGGUGGGGAUUGGGUGCGGGAGGGUGCAGAGAAGGAUAAUGAAUCCCUUGCGGUGGAGAUCAGGUGGAAGGGACACAAGAUUUCUCUGGGCUCGUUCAGGAGGACGGUGAAAAGGAACUGCACUAGGGAAGAAAUUGUGAAAAGGGCUCAUGGCCCAAACGGCGGCGUUUUGGUUGAGUGGGAUGAAGAGUUUCAGACCGUCUGCAGCUUUUCUGGGUACAAGGACAAUGUGUUUCACCCUUGGGAGAUCAACUUCACUCUCUUGCAUGGCCAGAAUUCAGGGCCGAAGAACAAGAUCUCAGUUGUUGGUACAGCUGCCUUAAACAUUGCUGAAUAUGCUUCCAUGGCUAAAGAGCAAGAAACCGAAAUCAAGAUUCCAUUAACAGUUCCUAAUGUUGCUACUGAACAACGUCCUGUGCUCUGUAUAUCUCUCAGGCUGCUGGAAUUUAUAGCUGCAAGAGAAUUGGCAGAAGGGGCACAAAGUCCGAUAAUGCCAAUUUCGUCGUCUUCUGGAGAAACUGGACCCGCAGAAAAAGAAGAGGUUUCUGCACUUAAAGCUAGUCUGCGGAAAGUAAAAAUAUUUACCGAAUAUGUCUCGGCUCGAAGAGCUAAAAAAGCCUGUCUUGAGGAGAACGGCAGUGAAGGAAGACACUCUGCCAAAAGUGAAGAGGAAGGUGAAUAUGGCUACUCCUUCGAUUCCGAUUCGCUCGAGGAGUUCGAGGAAGGAGAAUCUGACGAAGGAGGGGGCAAGGUGGGCCUCACUGAUAGGAAGUCGUGCAGUUACGGUACAUUGGCUUUUGCAAACUAUGCUGGUGUAUCGAGUUAUUCCAGUUCCAGAAUCAAGAACGAUGAGGAUGAGGAUUGGAUUUAUUACAGCAACCGCCGUAGAUCGGAUGUUGGCUGUGGCGCACAUGUAGAGGAUCUGAGCUCCUCUGUGCCUGAGCAAUUGUUAGCACAGAAUAAUACUAAACGGAGUAUUUUACCUUGGAGGAAGAGGAAGCUGAGUUUCAGAUCUCCUAAAGCUAAAGGCGAGCCUUUGCUUAAAAAGGCGUACGGAGAGGAAGGAGGAGAUGACAUUGACUUUGACCGUAGGCAGCUCAGUUCUGACGAAUCUGUCUCUUUCGGGUGGCAUAAAACCGAUGAAGACUCGAAUGCAAAUCGAUCGUCAGUUUCUGAGUUUGGAGAUGAUAAUUUUGCUGUUGGAAUAUGGGAGCAGAAGGAAAUUACGAGCAGGGACGGGCAAAUGAAGAUUCAUACGCAGGUCUUUUUCGCUUCGAUAGACCAGAGAAGUGAGCGGGCUGCCGGAGAAAGUGCCUGCACCGCCCUUGUGGCGGUGAUUGCUGAUUGGCUGCAGAACAACCCUAACCUAAUGCCAAUCAAAUCACAGUUCGACACCUUAAUCAGAGAUGGCUCGUUAGAAUGGAGAAGCCUAUGCGAGAACGAAACCUACAGAGAGAGAUUCCCAGAUAAGCACUUUGAUCUCGAAACUGUCCUCCAGGCAAAAAUCCGGGAUCUUUGUGUGGCCCCUGCGAAAUCGUUUAUUGGGUUUUUCCAUCCUGAAGGUAUGGAGCAGGGCAAUUUCGACUUUUUGCAUGGGGCUAUGUCGUUCGACAAUAUUUGGGAUGAGAUUGCCUCCUCCGAGUGUCCCACGGAUGGCAAAGAAGAAGCACCUGUUUUUAUUGUGAGUUGGAACGAUCACUUUUUCGUACUCAAGGUCGAAAAAGAUGCUUACUACAUAAUAGAUACCUUGGGUGAAAGAUUGCACGAGGGUUGCAAUCAGGCUUACAUACUUAAAUUCGAUCGAAAUACAGCCAUUUGUAAACUGCCAACUAGUACUAAUCAAACUAAUCAAUCAUUACAAGAAAAGAAACCGGUUGCUGACGUAGAGGAGAAAGAAAACGAGGAGCCAAUCAAGAACGAGGAAGAGGAAGAAGAGGUUGUUUGUCGAGGUAAAGAGUCGUGCAAAGAGUACAUAAAGAGUUUUCUGGCUGCAAUUCCGAUUAGAGAACUUCAGACAGAUAUUAAGAAAGGGUUGACUAAAAAUUCGGCCCCACUUCAUCAUCGGCUGCAGAUUGAGUUUCACUUCACCGAAUUGAAAGAAUCUUUUCCCUCCUGUUCUUUCCCUGCAGUUGUUGAAGCAGUUGAUGUUAGAAUGCCGGAGGUGGUUGCUGCUCUGCCUAUAAUAAAGACAACAACAUAGGAAAAUGGUGGUAACUGUACAUUUUGAGUAGUGUGAUUAUAGCUUUUAACUUUUUUUAGUUUUGCUUCAGAUGAAUGAAUGAAUGGGCAGCAAAAGAGCAUCCGGUUCAUAUUCCUCCAGUUCCUUACUUCUUUUUUUGUGUCUAGUGUUCAGAAAUGUAACCAUCUUUUACUAGGUGUGUGUUUUUUCGGUACACCGUUAUUUCUGAUUUCUAGUUUUCGUUUAGGUUUUUUUUCUGCAUGGAUAAUUUGUUAAUCACAGUGUAUGAUGGAUGACCUCUAUAACGUAACUUUCUGCUAA